AUGCAGCGGGAGGCGGAGGCGGCGGUGGCGCGGGUUCCUCGGCCGAUACAACGUCGGACGUAUGUCCCGCACGAGCACGACGUAGCUCACGAACAUCUGUUCGCAGAUUAUUUUGCCGAGCAACCACAGUGGGGCCCAAAUGUUUUCCACCGCUGUUUUAGAAUGAGCCGAGAUCUUUUUCUCCUCAUUGUGCACACGUUGGAGGGACGUGAUGAAUACUUCCGGUAUUGGGAAGACGGUAUCGGCGGACCCGGACUUAAGCCGCAGAAGUGCACGGUUGCGAUCCGGCAGUUGGCCUACGGCACCACAACGGAUAUGUUCGACGAGUACCUUCACGUCGGGGAUACAACUGGCCGCGAAUGUCUCAAGAAAUUUUGUAAGAUAGUUGUGGAGGCUUUGGCGACACAUAUUUGCGACGCCCGAGUGCUGAUGAUUGCCAGAGGCCGAUGA
Messenger RNA from Salvia hispanica, 450 nucleotides. The record is from RefSeq and is a predicted model, not a curated record. Lineage: Eukaryota; Viridiplantae; Streptophyta; Magnoliopsida; Lamiales; Lamiaceae.